AUGGACAAGGUGAUUCGGAAAAAGGUCCGCGGGGAAAUCACGUACAACAUGAAGUUGUUGAUCCGGGGUGAACGCGGGACAGGGAAAACGUCGUUGCUGGCGCGGUUGCAAGGCCAACCGAUCCCAGAAACUCACGAACUCACGCGAGAGAUUCAAACAGCGUCAAUCCACUGGAGCAUGAAGGGAAGCUCGGAAGAGAGCGUGAAAUGCGAGGUCUGGGACGUUGUCGACGUUGGGUUGAAGGACAGUGCAGACGGUGUGGAUGCGGCAAUGCUUGACUCGGAUUCGCAAGGUCGCCACCACGUCGCGCCUGUGGAUGCGCAGAACGUCGAUGUGUACCAGAACGCUCACGGAGUCAUCUUUCUCAUGGACAUCUCCAAGUACUCAACCCUCGAGUACGUCAAACACCAACUCGAUCUCGUACCCGUGCACAUCCCUACGUUGAUCAUUGGUACAUUUCGCGAUCUGCGGCGCGGCGACAAUACUCUGAAGCGCGCAAUCUUCAAGGAAGACGUGCAGUCCCUCUUGUACGGCCAUGCCAAGGACAUGAAGAAUCCUACGUUCCGUCGGCCGGCAGAACAACACUACUUUGAGGCGUCCCUGAGCAACUGCUACGGUCUCAAGGCGCUGCACACGUAUCUUGCGAUUCCUUUCUUGCAUUUGAAGGUGUCCACCGUCAAGCAGCAGCUUCGCCUUCUCGAGACCGACCUCGCCAACGCGAAACUCGACGUUGACGCGACCAUUUCGACCCAAAAGUACAGUCAUUUUGUCCACACGAUCGCGGCAGGCGCCGACAUUCGCACGGGACGGCGCAAUCCGUCGGGUGUAAGUGGAAGCUCCGCUGGGAGUCGACCGACCUCCGCUACGUCCAGUACAGCACCGUCCGCGCUAAGUCGCACCGAGUCGACAGUUCAUGCUACAGACGAAGAUCUCGACGAUGACGCGACGUCCACUGACUUGAACGUGUCGACUCCUCGACCCCAGCCCCCUCGACCGCCGUCACCACCGACGCCAUCCCCUCGCCACGAGCCAUUGCGACCGCGCAUGCCAGAUAUGGAAGAGGAUGACGAAACCUUGACCCAACUCGACGAAGAAGCGCGUGACCAGUCUGUCCCUGCAGUUGUAGUCGACGACGACGUCGACGAUGACCUGCCGGAGCGAGGGGACAUUGCCGCUGAAGACGUCGAGCCCGAGGCCCCAAGUCCACUCCGCACAGAGCACAUUCAGGUCAAGGUUGCUGACGUUUCGACCACGGGAUGA
Aphanomyces invadans is the source of this 1260-nucleotide messenger RNA. RefSeq lists its product as hypothetical. NCBI's taxonomy places the organism in Eukaryota, Oomycota, Saprolegniomycetes, Saprolegniales, Verrucalvaceae. The coding region runs from base 1 to 1260 and encodes 419 amino acids. Gene Ontology annotation, cellular component: nucleus; cytosol. Gene Ontology annotation, molecular function: GTP binding. The transcript has a single exon. The record is from RefSeq and is a predicted model, not a curated record.